UCUCUGUAUCAGCUGUAUACUGUAUACACAGUAAAACGGGUCUUCGAUCUUCCCUUCUCCCCAGGAGUUCUCUCAAAUGGCAGAGUUCGAUGUCCUAGACACGGAGCUUGUUUUAAUAUAAAAACAGGAGAUAUCGAAGAGUAUCCUACGCUUGAUGGCGUGCAGUCCUAUCAGGUUAAAAUUCAGGACAACAAGGUUAUAAUAUCUGCAUGUGCUGAAACCCUAGAAACAAGCAGGAGAACCCAUUUGAUGUUAGCCCCAGUCUCACUGAGUAAGAGAAUCGUCCUUAUUAUUGGUGGGGGUCCGGCUGCAUUGGUGUGCGCAGAAACCCUUCGCCAGGAAUUUUUCAAAGGACGCAUAAUAAUGGCGAUCAAAGAAAUCCAUUUGCCUUACGACCGGACAAAACUUAGCAAGAGCCCGAACCUUGGCAUUAAAAAUCUCUUGCUUCGGCAACCAGAGUUUUUUGCUACUUAUGGCAUUGAGAUGAUGACAAACAUGGAGGUGGUAUCAGUGAACCCAAAUAAAAAGAGGGUUGGCUUCUUAGAUGGAACUUCCCAGCAAUAUAACGAUUUACUUCUGGCUCCGGGCUGCGUACCUCGUAAACUUCAUUGUCCGGGGGCAGAUCUAAAAAAUAUAUUUUCCUUGAAUACCCCUGAGGAAGCAAGAAAAAUUGAUAGAUUGUCAAAGGGGAAAGCCAUUGUCAUCGUGGGCGCCUCAUUUGUUGGAAUGGAGGUCGCGUGGUAUCUGAUUUCCAAAGCCAAGUCUGUGACCGUGAUCGGAAGGAGGAAGGUCCCAUUUCAGGAAGUGCUGGGGGUAGAUAUAGGCACGGCCAUAAUGAAGAGUCUUGAAGCUGAAAAUGUGAAGUUUUACAUGGAAAAUACAGUGAUUGAAUUCAGGGGACAGAAUAGACUGUUGGGAGCCGUUGUGCUUGAAGAUGGAGUGAUUCUAGCAGCACAAGUGUGUGUGGUGGGAAUAGGAGUGAAACCUGCAACAACCUUCCUUCAAAACAGUGGCAUCAGAAUGGAUGGGAAUGGCCGAGUCAUCGUAAAUAAGAGCAUGGAGACCAAUAUUGCCAAAGUGUUUGCGGCCGGAGAUGUGACCACCUUUCCACUACCGUUGAGAAACGAUGAGGUAGUGAGCAUCCGACACUGGCAGAUAGCCCACUCGCACGGUCACGUGGCCGCAUUGACCAUGCUGAAGAAGAAGGCUAGCUUCCAUUCCGUGCCGUACUUCUGGUCAACCAUGUCAAAAAACAGCCUUCGAUAUGCAGGCUAUGGAGCUGGUUCUGAAGAAGUCAUAAUUCAUGGCAAUCUUGAUGAACUGACAUUUGUUGCUUUCUACAUCAAAGACAACAAUGUUAUUGCAGCUUGCAGUCUGAACUCUGACCCUGUUGUUUCCCAAGUGGCAGAGGUGCUAUCUUUGGGAAAGACCAUAUCAAAGGAGGAAGCAAGCCAAGCCGACAUGCCGUGGACUAAGAAGAUCUGAUGCAUUUCUCCACGCUUCAAGCAAAUCUUUUUAGAAAAAUGAUUUAAAGGAGGUUUAUCAAAACUUAACUGAUCAUUCUAUUUGCUUUGCCAACCUUUUAUUACAAAACAUUUUAUAUUAACUGAGAGUACAAUCCUUAAUAUCCAUGAUUUUAAAAUUCUAUGAAUCCAUUAAUCUAGUUUCAUCAUCUAUUUCUCUAUUUUUUUUUCUGUCCUGCUUAAUAAACUGAAAUGUAUAGAGAUGACCAUAAUAAAUGUGUAUUUGUAGUCACUCAGUGGAUAUCUAAUCUUACUUAUGUAAUUAGAGCAGAGAACGCACCAGUACAGCCCAAGAACUUGCCAUUUGACCAAUGUCUAUGUUGAUCAUGAU
Leucoraja erinaceus (little skate) is the source of this 1854-nucleotide messenger RNA. RefSeq names its product apoptosis-inducing factor 3-like. Gene Ontology annotation, cellular component: cytoplasm. Lineage: Eukaryota; Metazoa; Chordata; Chondrichthyes; Rajiformes; Rajidae. The annotation marks the transcript as partial. The record is from RefSeq and is a predicted model, not a curated record. The transcript has 16 exons. Gene Ontology annotation, molecular function: flavin adenine dinucleotide binding; 2 iron, 2 sulfur cluster binding; oxidoreductase activity, acting on NAD(P)H.